AUGGCGGCGCGGCUGCUCCGCCUGCGCGGGUUGUUGCGGGCCGCCGGCCCCCGGCCCUUCUCUGCCCAGGCCAGUCCUCUGCAAACUGAACAGCAUGGCACAAAGCGCCUAGAACCGUCUUCUGCUAAAAGUUUGGUUGAUAUAGGAACUCGGAGGAUCUUCUCGUCAGAUCAUGAUAUCUUCAGGGAGAGCGCCAGGAAGUUCUUUCAGGAAGAAGUGCUGCCUUUUCAUGCAGAAUGGGAGAAGGAUGGCCAGGUGAGCAGGGAGCUCUGGGAAAAGGCUGGACAGCAGGGUUUGCUGGGUGUUGCUAUAGCUGAAAAACACGGAGGCAUCGGAGCGGAUAUUCUCUCUUCAGCUGUGGUGUGGGAGGAGCAGAUGUAUGUUAACUGUACUGGCCCAGGAUUCAGCCUUCAUUCAGAUAUAGUCAUGCCCUACAUUGCAAACUAUGGCUCUGAAGAACAGAUUAAACACUUUAUCCCCGAAAUGGUUGCAGGCAAGUGUAUUGGAGCUAUUGCCAUGACAGAACCUGGGGCUGGCAGUGACUUGCAGGGAAUACGAACAUACGCAAAAAAGGAUGGAAGUGACUGGAUUCUUAAUGGGAGUAAGGUAUUCAUCACUAAUGGUUGGAUGAGUGAUGUUGUGAUCGUGGUCGCAGUUACAAACCGGGAGGCCCGAUCUCCUGCUCAUGGGAUCAGCCUUUUUCUGGUGGAAAAUGGAACAAAAGGCUUCAUCAAAGGUCGCAAGCUGAACAAAAUUGGCCUGAAAGCUCAAGACACAGCAGAGCUGUUUUUCGAAGAUGUGCGGUUGCCAGCCAGUGCCUUGCUUGGAAAAGAGAACAAAGGCUUCUAUUAUCUGAUGGCAGAGCUCCCUCAGGAAAGACUGCUAAUUGCUGAUAUGGCUCUUGCCAGUUGUGAAUUCAUGUUUGAAGAAACAAGGAAUUAUGUGAAGCAAAGAAAAGCUUUUGGGAAGACAAUUGCCCACUUGCAGACAGUACAGCACAAGUUGGCAGAAAUGAAAACGCAGAUUUGUGUGGGCCGAGCUUUUAUGGACAACUGUUUGCAGCUGCAUGCAGAUAAACGUCUGGACUCCUCCACAGCUUCUAUGGCGAAGUAUUGGUCUUCUGAUCUCCAAAACAGUAUAGCUACUCAGUGUGUCCAACUGCACGGAGGAUGGGGGUACAUGUGGGAGUAUCCAAUUGCAAAAGCUUUUGUGGAUGCCCGUGUUCAGCCAAUCUAUGGUGGUACCAAUGAAAUAAUGAAAGAGCUUAUUGCCAGAGACAUUGUCAGUGACAAGUAGGGCAGGUGCUCGCUAUUUUGGAGAGUCUUCCAGAAUCCUUUUAUAUUAAUAUAUGGCAUAAAAUCAGACAUCAGAAUGUAAGUAAAAUAAAUGUGGUGUAUUGUAUUCUUUCAAGGAAGCGCCACUAUUUUAAAAAAGCGUUAGUAACGACAGUCUGCUCAUAUGCAGGGUAUCUAAUAUUUAAUGAAUUUUCAAUUUAAAUAUAUUUGGACAACACAGAGUAAUUAUGGGUAGCUUGGUCUCUCAGACCUGGUGCCAUUACAUUGAAUCCAACCCUUGCUUUUCAGAAUCACCUCUCUCUUCUCCAGAGAAGCCACGUUCUUAACAAAUAAACGAAUAUUAAAUGUGAACAUGACUUUAUUUCCACUUGACAAAUAUCACUGUGUCAAAGUAGAACUUAAAACUUGUGCUACCGUUGCUAUACACCUGCUUACUGCCCGGUAGGGCUGACCUCUGUUUACAUGUAACCCAGAAUGCCUUAUAUUUUAAUUACUUUGUUCAAAUAAAUAUAGUAAAGAGUUUCUAUGCAA
Gavia stellata (red-throated loon) is the source of this 1826-nucleotide messenger RNA. RefSeq names its product acyl-CoA dehydrogenase long chain (gene ACADL). The record is from RefSeq and is a predicted model, not a curated record. Gene Ontology annotation, cellular component: mitochondrion. Gene Ontology annotation, biological process: fatty acid beta-oxidation using acyl-CoA dehydrogenase; long-chain fatty acid catabolic process; carnitine metabolic process, CoA-linked. Lineage: Eukaryota; Metazoa; Chordata; Aves; Gaviiformes; Gaviidae. The coding region runs from base 1 to 1296 and encodes 431 amino acids. Gene Ontology annotation, molecular function: flavin adenine dinucleotide binding; long-chain fatty acyl-CoA dehydrogenase activity. The transcript has 11 exons.